GGCCGGCGGGAGGGCGGGGCCGGCGGGAGGGCGGGGCCGGCAGGGCCAGUGGCAGCCGCGGAGCUCAGCACCGAGCUGGUGCAGCGCACGGAGGUCGGCACCAUGGGGCAGAUCGAGUGGGCCAUGUGGGCCAACGAGCAGGCUCUGGCGUCCGGCCUGAUCCUCGUCGCCGGGGGCAUCGUGGCCACCGUGGGACGCUUUGCCCAGUGGUACUUCGGUGCCUACUCCAUCGCGGCGGGGGCGCUCGUGUGCCUGCUGGAGUACCCGCGGGGCCGCAGGCGGAAGGGUUCCACCAUGGAGCGCUGUGGACAGAAGUACGUGGCCGCCGCGGUGAAGCUGUUCGGGCCGCUCACCAGGAACUACUAUGUCCGGGCCGUGCUGCACCUGCUGCUGUCGGUGCCCGCAGGCUUCCUACUGGCCACCAUCCUGGGAACCGUGUGCCUGGCCAUCGCAAGUGUCAUCUACCUGCUGGUGAGUGGUGCCCUCACAGUCGCUGGGAUGUCCCCGGCUCUGUCCUUGGCCCUGGUGGCUGGCUCUGAAGGUGGUGCCUGCUGGGAGCUGUGUGUGCCAGGCGGCCAUUCGUGGUGAGCAGUGGUUGCCCAUCGAGUCCAAGCCCAAGGAACGGCCCCAGGCGGAAGACAUCAAGCCACCACCCAGCAACCCCCCACCUCGGCCUCCAGCUGAAGCCCGAAAGAAGCCCAAUGAAGAUGAGGUGGCAGCAGGCGGGAACCCCCAAGUCAACCCCAUCCCUGUGACUGACGAGGUGGUGUGACCCUGGCCUGGACUGGAGCCACCUGCGGCUCUGCCCCCACCGUCUGCUGGAGGACCUGCAGGGGGCAGCACAGCCACCACAAUAAACACAGUUGAACCCGG
Molecule: messenger RNA, 873 nt
Organism: Cavia porcellus (domestic guinea pig)
Lineage: Eukaryota; Metazoa; Chordata; Mammalia; Rodentia; Caviidae
Product: cytochrome b-245 light chain
Exons: 6
Coding region: 103-588 (161 amino acids)
Molecular function (GO): heme binding
Source: RefSeq, a predicted model, not a curated record